AUGGCUGCUCACGUGGGAGCCUCCCGAACGCCUCAGGAGGUGAUGGAGCACUACGUGAGCAUGUAUAUCCACGGCAACCUGGGGAAAGCCUGCAUCCCUGACACGAUUCCGAACAGGGUGACGGACCACACGUGUCCCAGCGGCGGCCCGCUUUCCCCUAGCUUGACCACGCCGCUCCCUCCGUUGGAUAUAUCGGUGGCCGAACAGCAGCAGCUGGGAUACAUGCCGCUGCGGGAUGACUACGAGAUCGAAUAUGAUCAGGACGCGGAGACGCUGAUCAGUGGCCUUUCGGUGAACUAUGAUGACGAUGACGUGGAAAUAGAGUUAAAAAGAGCCCACGUGGACAUGUACGUGAGGAAACUCAAGGAGAGGCAACGGCGGAAGAACAUCGCGCGAGACUACAACUUGGUACCGGCCUUUCUGGGGAAGGAUAAAAAGGACAAGGAGAAAGCUCCCAAACGAAAGAUCACGAAAGAAGAGAAGGAGCUGAGGCUGAAGCUGAGGCCUCUGUACCAGUUCAUGUCUUGUAAGGAGUUUGAAGACUUCUUUGAGAACAUGCACAAGGAGAGGAUACUUCGAGCAAAGAUUCGGGAGCUGCAGCGGUAUCGUCGCAAUGGAAUCACCAAAAUGGAAGAGUCGGCAGAGUACGAGGCAGCCAGGCAUAAACGGGAAAAGAGGAAGGAGAACAAAAACAUAGCUAGUUCCAAGAGAGGGAAGGAAGAUGGUAAAGAAGGUGAAUUUGCUGCCAUUGAGAAUCUGCCUGGCUUUGAACUCUUAUCGGACAGGGAAAAGGUGCUCUGCAGCUCUCUGAACUUGAGUCCUGCACGUUAUGUGACUGUAAAAACAAUAAUCAUUAAAGACCAUCUCCAAAAAAGACAAGGAAUUCCCUCAAAGAGUCGCCUUCCCAGUUACUUAGAUAAGGUACUGAAGAAAAGGAUUUUAAACUUUCUAACAGAAAGUGGUUGGAUAUCCAGGGAUGCUUCAUGAAAUUCAGCUAAUUGGAAAAAACGCAGCAGAGGCCCCU
Messenger RNA from Leptosomus discolor (cuckoo roller), 1024 nucleotides. The record is from RefSeq and is a predicted model, not a curated record. Lineage: Eukaryota; Metazoa; Chordata; Aves; Leptosomiformes; Leptosomidae.